AUGUUGCGAUCGGUGGGUUUGGUGCCGAAGGUGGGUGCCGAAGGUGGGUGCCGAAGGCGCCCAUGGCCCUGGUUUAGCCCACGUGUUCGAUAUUCAUUGGCUGUUCAUUUUGGUAUAAACAGGAGUCCCCCAAGUCCCCUUGCGAGAGUUCUCGGAAGGGGAUUUGAAGUUGUCUUCGGAAGGAACCGUGGCCCUACCGUUCGGCAGUCCAACUUGGGGAAGGGGCUAAACUUUGUCCAUUCCGGCAUUAUUUGUUCAGAGGCUGACGUCGAUGAAGUCAGAAGGUCGCGUAGAGUUGACGGGCGAAGGGACGUCUGA
Molecule: messenger RNA, 318 nt
Organism: Prunus armeniaca (apricot)
Lineage: Eukaryota; Viridiplantae; Streptophyta; Magnoliopsida; Rosales; Rosaceae
Source: the annotation of a GenBank genome assembly